AUGGGGAGUGCCUCGUGGCGGCGCAGCUUCGAAGCGCUGCAGCGAAAACUGCAGACGGAAGUUGAUGAAGAUGCGGAGGCGGAAGAGGAUGCCAAGAUCGAUGAAGUUCCUGAAAAAUGCAGAAAAGCUCCUGAAACUGAGGAAAACCCGAAGGUUCCGAAGCAUGAAGCUGAGAAGGCCCAACAGAUUCCAGAAAGCAAGGCACCAAAAGGAAAGAAAAAAAAGGAAACUGAGGAGAUAGAGAAGAUUGCCAAGAAGAUUCCCAUGGCUGCAGAAAAGCGGCAAACAGCCAAGGGGCAAGGUGGAGGGAGGGGCAAAACUCGCAAAACUCAGAAGCGAAAUAAAAAAACUACAAAGGGGUCCAGAACAGUAAGAAAGGACAAGAAUAAGGAGAAGGAUGAAAAAAUGACGAAGGGGUCCACAGAAGUAAAGAAGGACAAGUUGGACACGAAGGAGAAACCCACUGAUGAGUACUCUGAGGCGUACCUGAGGCACCUGAGGUGCCUGGAAAGGCUGGAAGAAAUAGAAGAAUUCAAAGCUAGACGGCGCCGAGAAAUCAAAGAAGAGAGGAGAAGAAAGAGAGAGGCGGAAGAAGCUGCCGAAGCUGCCGAAACAGAACAAGAUAGGAGAUCCGUCCCUGUCUCCGCCCGCAGUCGCAUCGCCACGGCCGGGAAGGUUUCGGCAUUGACCAAGGUCUAUGAGCCAACAAGUGACAGCGACAGUGAUAGCGAUGCUGAAAACGAACACCACGUGCAACAGUUGAGGGUACCCCCCUUGCCGUUGCUGCUGGACGGAAAGUGCGGCUUACCUGCCAAGCCCUGCCCGGCACGUCCAACUUUGAAUUGUGUACACGAGGACUCGAUGCUGUCCAGCGAUCUCCUGAGUUCUAGUGAGGAUGAUGAGGAACUGCUGGUGGAAUGCGAUGAAGUGGAAGCCAUGAUCUCGCAUCGAUCUGCCCUGGUGCCGCUCUCCUUUCGCAGCGUCUUGCAGUCGGAGGCACCGACGCAGAUUUCCCUGGAUUUAUCGGUGAUGUCCAAAGCCAACCGUUGCGCCAGUGCAAGUGGUUUAGGCGCCAUGGCUGGUGGAGCUGGUGGAGCCUUUGUGGGGCUCCUCUCAGGGAUCAUCCCGGCUCCGUUGACCUUCGGUUUGUCCGUACCCAUCAAUGCGGGCAUCGGCAGCAUUGGCGGCAUGAUCAUGGGAACCGCCGGAGGGCUGAUUUGCCAAAGCAUGGACGUGGUGGAGAUUGAGGCCGUGACGGGCGCGCAGCUGACACAGCGCGGCCAUCUGGACACGCAGCGCACCUGCGCCAGUAGCGCGCGGAGUUCGCCAGGCGUGCUGCUGAAGAUUGGUGCUGCUGAUCCUCAGCAGGUGUAAAUUUUGGCGUACCGGAGUGGGCCUGAUCUAGGU
Messenger RNA from Cladocopium goreaui, 1407 nucleotides. The record is from the annotation of a GenBank genome assembly. Lineage: Eukaryota; Dinophyceae; Suessiales; Symbiodiniaceae.